UAAAAGCAUAAAUAAAAACAUGGAUAAAGCUCACCGACAUAAGGUUGCCAAGCCUUUGCUGCCCACUGGUCGGGUUAAAUCAGCACGUCUUUACCUGAAUCACAAACCUGGUCCUUCUCAUCUGGACAUUGAAGAUGGACCACUCUACAAAAUGAAGGGGAAACGAAGAACAUCCCUCAUUGGAUCAGAUGCACUGAUUCUUGUUUUGGAGCUACUUCAGAUACUGGCCGUAUUGCAGUCAAUGUCUUUGAAGUGGGUGUGGCCAACAGCGUGGUUAACUUAUGCCAACUUUAUCUUAAUUUUCAACCUGGAUGUGUGGGACUUUGUGAAGGUUAGCAGUGGAGUCUUCAAAGGUGUUCAGAACUAUGACAUACCCAGUUCAGUGUUACCUUAUUCAUUCAACUACAUGGUUCUCGGUUGGGGUGUUCUUAUUUUCUUGCUUUUUACAGCAUUUAUUGUGGUAUACUGUAUCCUGCGAUACAGAAGACGGCCGUAUCUCUUGGUCCAUACUGCUAAAAUGGAACGAGGAAUCAUAAUUAUUUGUCAGAUUCUUGCCCUACCCAUUGGAACAGUUUUUUUCAAACUGUUCCAUUGUACAAGUACAGGCACGGUGGAUGUCUUGAAUGAUUUAACCUGCUUCAGUGCUAUUCAUUGGGCAUACUUACUGUUUGGACUUGUCAUCAUUGUGGCACUGUUCAUUGUCCUCCCAGCAUGGAUGAUAUACCGAACGAGACACGAGGUUGUGGGUUCAACGUCCAAACACCACGAGAGCUACCUGCAGUUGAAGGAAAUGGAAUACAUGUCUGGACUGGAUGUCAUCUGGUUGGUGAAGGGCUUCCACAUAUUUUCAUCUUUCAGACUGAAUGGUGUUCACUACCGGUCGGCCAUGCACAUCUUCAAGCUGCUGCUUCUCAUUGCGUAUGCUUCCCUGUAUGAAUACAUUUUACCACAAGCAGUAACCACAGCCGUGCUGCUGAUCUUGAUGUGGCUUCUUUUUGUCAUCAUCCUUCCUUUCAGGAUCUUAAGCUUCAACCUACUUUUCAUCAUCUGUUUCCUGUGCCUCAUUGGGGAUGCUGUGUUUGGAGCCAGUAUUGCCAAUGUCCGUCCAUCAGACGUGUCAUCACCAUGGCUUGUUGAGCCGUACGCAUCAUGGGUGAUGGUCACGUUGAAUGUUUUCAUGGCUAUUGUGAUCUUUGCGUUUCUGGUGUAUCUCAUCAUAGCUCACUCAUGCUGUGGUGGAAGACGUGGUAAACCUCCAAUUUGGCCAGCGAUGAAUUACCAAGGAGCUGACCAGCUGAGCUUUGAAACAAACAAGUUUAUGAAUGCAGUGCUUAGAGGAAGAACAAUUCUUGAAAAGUGUCGCAGUGUGCAUCCAAUGUUUGCACCAGUGCACGAGCUGUCACAACAGAUUCAGGUGAUUAAUGCCUAUCUGAGGGAAGCGGAACUGCUGUCCGACGCUCUUCAUGGGACUCUGUGGGAUCUGCUAGAUGAAAUGAUCUUGGCCUAUGAGAAACUUGAACCUAAGUCUCUGUUUGGUGAAAGUGUGAAAGAUUCCAUCCGCAGUACCUCUGCUGAUCUGAUGAAGAUGAUGCCCAUGUUCUCUCGACGAAUGGCUCAGCGAGACUAUGACCUCAUUCUUGUGUCACCAAUGAAAAGGAGAAUGCUUCUUAAAAUGUUUGUUAUGGGAGUGUUUUUAAAUGGGCGUUCAGAAAAGGUUGCUAAGCAACAGAUUACAGGUCCUGAGUUGGAUAGGAUUUGGCCAGAAUCAUCUUCCAAUCCUGUAAUUGAAGACAAGCAUGAGUACUUUGAAGACCUGUACCCAGAACCUCUCUGUGGUCCUGACCAAGAAGAGAUGUACGCUGAUGAGUCACUCAAUCUCCCACUGGAUCUCUUGGAGUUAGAUGAGGAUGAGAAGAGUAUUUCCUCUUUCAUUAAGGGAGCUCCAGACUUGUUAAGUUUUCCACCUACAAGCUCAAGACAAGGCUCCAGUCUGUCGGAAGACAGCAGGACUGGUUACAUUAACCCAGCAUUUGUCUCUGAUACAACACCUGCUAUUACCACAGAAAACACUCAGGGCAAACAGCAACCUGAGAUCACUUUGGACGACUUUGAAGAAGGAGAAACAUCUACUGACAACACAAAAGUCCAACAAGAGGUAACAGCAGCAGAUGUUCAUGUUAAGACAGGAACUCGGGGCCAACAUUCAGAAAGAACUAACGAUGGUGGCAAGAAAAAGAAAAACCGAGACCCAAGUCCAAAGAAGUACAAGAGCAAGCCUGAUACAAAGAAACCUGCUGCCACUGAUAAAUCAGGAAAAGACCCUACAUCAACAGUGAUUGCUGCUCCUCCAGAGAAUGAAUUGGCUUUACCACAGGUCAGCAAGUUGGACACUGAGUCUUCUGAUCAGAGCAAACCCACAACAGAAAGGAGUCAGCCUUCGUCAGAACACGUCACUUCGGAGAAAGAGAAGUCCAGUGAAGUUCUGAGUGGCGAUAGAGAUGCGGAAGGAGUUAAACACAAAAAACAUAAAAGUUUGAAAAAGAAGAAAAGUCAUGGAAAGAUAAAGUGAAGGAUGUACGAUGAAACCAUUUCUGGAGAUGUUUAAUGUACACUGGUCACUUAAGACAGUGGUGUCUAUUUAAAAAUUAACUUAUUCAGGACUAUAAAAUAGUGACCACUGGAAAAUGAAAUAAUUUGGGACAUUAAAAUAUUUUGAAGUAUAAAACAGUGGCUUUUUAAAAGGUAAUUAAUCUAAAACUUUAGACAGAUGUCUUCUUAAUAAUAAUGACACUUUGGGAGUUUUACUACACAAUGGCGAUUUUUAAAAAAGAUUUUUAAGGGAUAGCAAAUUUGUGAUAUUUUUUAUUUAUAUAUCCUGUCAAUUAGAAAUGAUGAUUUUGUGAUAAAGGUGACACAUAAGUGAGUUUUACCAUAUACAUUUGUGUAUAUGGGCUGUUGACUGUAAAUUACAAAUGUGAUAGCAAAGUUGUGAUAUUUUUUAUUUAUAUACCAUGUCAAUUUGGUGUGACGAUUGUUUUCUUAUUUUGAUUAGCAUGUUUCUUGCAAGUUAAAAUUGAAGAUUUAACUUUUUUAACUUUAUUUUUUAUAUUGUUAAUGGUCUUUUAAUAUAAGGUGUUGUAACUUUAUAUUUAAAUUUAUUUUUGUUUAUAUUAUUUUGUAAUCAAACAAAAAUACAUUUUAAUCUGUAACUUGUAUUUGUGAGCUCUGAUUUACAGUUUGAUUAUUUUUUAAUAUUACACACACACUUGCACA
Messenger RNA from Gigantopelta aegis, 3273 nucleotides. RefSeq lists its product as uncharacterized. Bases 20 to 2569 code for a protein of 849 amino acids. Lineage: Eukaryota; Metazoa; Mollusca; Gastropoda; Neomphalida; Peltospiridae. The record is from RefSeq and is a predicted model, not a curated record. The transcript is spliced from 9 exons.